This is a messenger RNA of Sparassis crispa, 1734 nucleotides long. Its product is annotated as glycoside hydrolase family 16 protein. Gene Ontology annotation, molecular function: hydrolase activity, hydrolyzing O-glycosyl compounds. The transcript is spliced from 3 exons. Gene Ontology annotation, biological process: carbohydrate metabolic process. The record is from RefSeq and is a predicted model, not a curated record. Lineage: Eukaryota; Fungi; Basidiomycota; Agaricomycetes; Polyporales; Sparassidaceae. The coding region runs from base 1 to 1734 and encodes 577 amino acids.
AUGCCUACGCGACCGUCAACAUCCUCAUCUUCCUCGUCCUCGUCCUCGUCACCCGAUGUUCCUCCUCCCACAAUGGGGCGCACACGCGAGGUCCCUCUCCAGCCUCCCAAACCGCUCUUUUUCAUCGACCACCGUCAAGCUGCGACAGAGAGCACGGAAGAAGCCAGCCGCGACCCGUUUCGCACUCCAGAAGCAUCAAUCCCAGGGACACCCAAGAAUGUGGGAGAUAACCCGUUCUCUCCGCCGUCCAGCGUCAUCAGCUUUAGUGGCGACAAUAUUAUCCCGGGUAAUGGCGGACAUCUAGGAGAGGGGAGCCGGAGCAGCUCCGUUUUCUCUGACCGCCCGAUGAACCGUAACCUCUCCUCCAGGGUGUCGGUGUCCUCUGGUCUGCGCAACCCCGUCGUCGAAGGCAGCAUCCAGGAGACGACGCGAGCGAGUCUACCUCACGUGAACUCUGGGAUCCGCAGCUCAUACAUGUCUCCGGCCGUCCUCUCCCGCCGCACGACCGUGUUCGAAUCAAGCGAGAUUGUACCCCGCAUGGCCAAACGCGCGCGAUCGACCAUGCUGACGAGCGAGAUCGAGAAGCCCUGGUUGACGGAGAAGGACGCUUACUCGCGUCUUUCGUACUUCCUCACGUACGCGAUGAUGUUCCUCGGCAUCGCGGGCGGCGCAGUUCGAUGCUACUUUGGAUGGAAGGAUAUACCCCGUCUUGGAAACAUCUGUUUGGUGAUGGAGGACGACUUCAACUCGCUAGACACCAACGUCUGGUAUCACGAAGUCGACAUGGGAGGGUUUGGCAACGGCGAGUUUGAGAUGACGACAACGUCGUCAAAUAAUUCGUUCGUGGAGGAUGGUCGCCUGUACAUCGUGCCCACUCUUACGUCCGACGUCAUUGGGUACGACAACGUGAUGAACGGGUACAUGUAUAAUGUCUCUGGGUGUACGAGCGCGAACCUAACGUCCUGCGGCACCGUGUCCAACUCGACGGCGGGCACUGUGAUUAACCCAGUGAUGAGUGCGCGGUUGUCGACGUUGAACAGCUACAGCAUUCAGUACGGGAAGGUGGAGGUGGUGGCGAAGAUCCCGACGGGAGACUGGCUGUGGCCGGCGAUUUGGAUGCUUCCCGUGAAGAACACGUACGGGCCAUGGCCAGCGUCAGGAGAAAUCGACAUCAUGGAGGCACGGGGCAACGGGAUAAGCUACCCGGCGCAGGGCGUAAACUACGUGCGGGGCUCGCUGAACUGGGGUCCGACGUCGUGGCUGAACUCGGUGUACAAGACGUACGGGUGGUGGACGAACCGGAGGUCGACGUUCGCGGACAACUUCCACACAUACACGGUGGAGUGGUCACCCAAGUUCGUCCGCAUCUACGUCGACACGCGCUUGGACUACAUGCUCGAUCUGAGCCUCAACGAGCCGUUCUUCAAGCGUGGUGACUACCCCGAGACGAUUCUGAACGGGUCGCAGUACAUCGUGACGCCGAACCCUUGGGAGGACGGCACGCCCAAUGUUGCGCCGUUUGAUCAGCCGUUCUACCUUAUCCUUAACGUCGCCGUCGGUGGCACCAAUGGUUGGUUUCCCGAUAAUGUGGGCAACAAGCCAUGGUUGGACGGUUCGCUCACUGCUAUGCGCGAUUUCGCUGCCGCACAAAAUACCUGGUCGCAGACAUGGCCAUCGAACUACCAAGACCGUGCGCUCGUCGUCGACUCGGUGAAGAUGUGGGAGAUGUGCUAG